Molecule: messenger RNA, 1276 nt
Organism: Thlaspi arvense
Lineage: Eukaryota; Viridiplantae; Streptophyta; Magnoliopsida; Brassicales; Brassicaceae
Source: the annotation of a GenBank genome assembly
UACACACUUAAAAACACGCAACUUGCAACGUUUUUUUCUUCUUCUAUAUUUUGUCUUUUUUUUUUUUUAAUAUCUGCAACUAUAUUUACAUCAAAUACUGCACCCAAAUUAUAAAAAAAAACUACAACAGCAUAUAAUAAUGAACACGAUGAAACUGAAUUGUAUACAAACCCAGCAAAAAAAAAGUAUAAUUUAAAGAUAUAAGAUAUUAUACUUUAUUAGAUACGAAUAUAAGUAAAACUCGCAUCUUUUUUUUUGUUUUGGAAAGAAAUUGAUUUAUAACGAGAAAGAAACAAAAAAAUAGAUUUUUUUCCAUCGUUGUGGAUCAGAUCAGAAGGGAGGAAAAGCUUUUCCGUAUCGGUUAAUGUUGGAGAAAAGUCCGACGAGAUCUUGCUUGUACGAGACAGAGACUUUCUCCUUCUCCUUCCUCUUCACCGUCUUCGGCGAUUGCUUGCCGGUCGCUAUGUUAACGGAGCUUGAAUUCAGGAAUUUCAGUGACUGUUUCCCGUCGCUGUGACUUCUCUUGAGCAGAUCUCUGAUACGCCACCGUCUCGACGACCAUGACGAUGUCGAAGACGAACCAGUCGAUUUGCUCUUCCUACAGCCUCCCGGUGACAUCUCCGUUGAUCUCUCCGGCGUCCAUGGACAGUAGAUCUCGCUCGGGAUCGUGUCCAGCUCAUCUUCCUCUUCCUCAUCAUCGUCUGACGACGAUGAAUACGUCGGCUGCGGCUGAUCGUUGCGCUCUCGGAGGAACAGAUCUUUUAACGGAGUCACAACCGCUUCCUGAGAGACGUCGUCAGGUUCCACGGCGGAGGUUUCGGAGACGAGACUCUGAUCAAAAACAGGGAACACUAAUCCACCGUCGCCGGAAGAAGAAGCCAUCGUAAACUCGAAUUCGUCGUCUUCUUUCUCCUUGUAAACAUCGUCGGCGAAUUUUCGACAAACUCGUUCGGCGAUCUCGGCGGUUCGAUCGCCGGAGUAAGUGCUGAAGCUUGGUGAAAAAGACGCCGUGGAGGCACUAUAGUCAUCAUCAACCUUCUCCAUCUCUGAGAAGCUUUCUCUAUUGUGACUCUUGUCUCUCUAUCUAUCUCUACUGGGUUUUACAGUUGACAAACGAAAAGAGCGUGAGAGAGAGAGAGGUUUUCUUUAAUGGCGUUUUUUUUGUCUUCUUCUGUAAACAGCCGUAUAUAUAGGAGAAGCGGUUGGGGCACAUGGAAAUGGCAAUUUCAGUAAAUAUUAAGUAAAAGCUUUAAUGUGUGUCAUUUUUGCAUCAAAC